CCGUCCCCACCGGUAUUGUACAGUGAAGUUAUACAGUGACAGACCCGUCCCCACCGGUAUUGUACAGUGAAGUUAUACAGUGACAGACCCGUCCCCAUCAGUACUGUGCCCAGUGUUAUACAGUUUCAGACCGGUACCAUACCCCGGUGUUAUACAGCGACAGACCCGUCCCCACCCGUACUGUACCCUGCUGUUAUACAGCGACAGACCCGUCCCCACCUGUACCGUACCCCAGUGUUGUAUGGUGACAGACCCAUCCUCACCGGUACCAUACCCCAGUGUUAUAUAGUGACAGGCCCGUCCCCACCAGUGCCAUACCCCAGUGUUGUACAGUGACAGACGCAUCCCCACUGGUACUGUACCCUGGUGUUAUACAAUGACAGACCCGUCCCCACCUGUACCGUACUCCAGUGUUGUACAGUGACAGACCCAUCCCCACUGAUACCAUAACCCAGUGUUAUACAGUGACAGGCCCAUCCCCACCGGUACUGUACCCUGGUGUUAUACAGUGCCAGACCCGUCCCCACUGAUACCGUACCCUGUGUCAUACAGUGACAGACCAGUCCCCACCCGUACCAUAUCCCGGUGUAAUACAGUGACAACCCAUCCCCACUGGUACCGUACCCCAGUGUUAAACAGUGACAGACCCAUCCUCACUGCAGGGCCGGACUUUAGGCUGGGCUGCAGCCCAGGGGCCCGAGCUGCAGAGGGGGCCCCAAAAUAGGUAGCUAUCAUCUUGGCGGACAAAAAAAACACGAGUGGAGCACAGAAAAGAAAAAUAAAGAAGAAAAAGAGGACCGUGAGAAAGAAGCAUUAAAAAAGGCAUUGAAAUUGACAGAAUUUUUUACACCUGUUCUCGAUGAUGCAGCAGUACCAUCGCUCUUGUCAGAGUCUGAGACCGGUGGACAAAUGGAGACUUGUUCAACAGCUAGCGCUAGCACCAGCGUUAGCACAGGACCACCGUCCUUGCCACAGUCAGCAGCUAACUUUGAAGAGGCAGAGAGCAUGACUCUGGGAUUCCCGACCACAGAGGCCUCUGAACAACCAAGUCGGGCUGCCAUUAAUGUUAACGUUACUGCUACUGAGGAUCCUUACAACACUGAUCCUGCUCACUGGGGAAAGGAAACGUUACAUGGUUCAGUCCGAGCGUACUGGGCUAAGAAAGGGCCGGAGUCCUGCCAGAAUAAGGAUAUGGAUAUCAAAGCUUUGGAAUGAGUAUACAAACAGCAGAGACAUUUUUUCUCCAAAUUUCACUUCAAACGCAAGCUCGUAAAUGAUGAGUGCAUAUCAAGGCAAUGGCUGUUAUAUUCCUCUUCCACCGGCUGUGUGUUUUGUUUUGCAUGCCACAUCCUCAGUGAUGGUAACUGUCUGUCCAUCUUCGAAACUGGCUUUAGCGACUGGAAACAUGCCGCUGAGCGCAUAGGAGAGCAUGAAAAUAGCGAACACCACAGGAAAACGAUACUGACCUACGUUACACUAGCGUCUGAUGGCGGAAGAAUAGAUACAGAACUGCAGAAACAGUUCGAGUCAGUGUGUGUCUACUGGACCGACGUAUUGAGAAGAGUGUUGGUGGUUGUGAAGUUUUUGGUCGAGAGGGGACUGGCUAUCCAAGGCUCCAGUGACAUAUUUGGCAGGCCUGAUAACGGCAACUACAUAGGCUCAGAUCCACAAUGGGACAGGACAGGCUGAGUCAUCUUACUCCGAUGUCACUUGAAAGUGAUUUUGUUCGGAAACUGGAUCUUAGUGCUCUGAACAAGGAUUUUGCUGUGAAGAAAUCCAGAAGAAUUGGGCUUUAAUUUUGAAAAACAAGCAUCUGACUUUUGCCGAAUUGUCUGGAUCCCAUACUUACGCCUGACCUCUUCCCAACGUGAGAUGUUGCCCCGGGAGAUCGCCAGAGAGUCGCCAGUCCUGCCCCGCCUGCCGCCUCCAGCCCACAGCUGAGCAGCGUGGGAAGGGAUGUGGGCGUCCCCCUCCUCGCCGCCGCAGCCCAGCCAUGGCCGGGGGGGCAGCCCCUCGCUGGGGGAGGUGCGUGAAGGAUUCCUGUGCCCCCUGUGCCUGAAGGACCUUCUGUCCGUUCAGCAGCUCCAAGCUCACUACGAGGAGGCGCACUCCAGCGACGAUGACAGACACAUGGUGGGCCAGAUUAAAACCUUCUUCGGCAGAGCGAAGCGCAGGCUCCUGAAGAGGGACGAGUCGGGCCAACUGGAGCCAGAGCCCCAGGACCUGGUUUACACAGGUGGAGUGGACACCAGCAAGUGGGAGCCUCAGGACCUCGGCGUGACCAGGAGCGUGAGGAGCGAGUUCCAGCAGUGGCGAGGAGCCCGGAUCAACCACUACGUCAUUGAGGUCAACAAGUUGCUGAUCCGUUUGGAGAAGCUGACUGCCUUCGACCGAACAGCUACAGACCCCGCCAAGAAGAAAGCCCUGGAACGCUCAGUGGUGAGCUGGGUGAGUGACCGGGACGUGCCCUACUGCCCCGACUGUGGGGCCCACUUCUCCCUCACCCUGCGGCGCCACCACUGCCGUCUGUGCGGCUCGAUCAUGUGCAAGCGGUGCUCCCACUUCCUGUCCGUCCACUUCGCCCAGAAGCUGACGAGCGCGGUGAGGGCCUCAGUGACAGCAGGGAGUGCGCCGGUGGGGUCAGAGCGGAUGCCGAGUGGAGGGGAGAGCAGCCGGAGGUCCAGCGUGUCGAGUGUGGGCUCCCUGCUGGAGGACAGCGAGGACGACCGCAUUGUCUCGUGUGGGCACUGCUGCAGCAUCCUCGAGAGGCAGGAGAGGAGGCUGGAGGAGAGGGAGAGUUCGCCCGUCAUCUGCCAGCUCUACCAGAAACUGCGUUCCUGCAUUGUCCGGGUGGAAGAGCUGGCCCCCAAGUACGGGAAGAUGGCUGACUCACUGAAUGCGGGGGAGAGCACGUUCGGACUGGAGCAGGCAGUUCAGCUGAGGAUGGAACUGAUGAAGCUGUACGAACGCAUCGACCUUCUCAGUAAGAAGAUGGCCUCGCUGGGAUUGAGUGGGGAGCCCCCUCCGCAUCCCAAGGCUCUGCAACUCCAGAAGAUGAUCCGCUUUUCGGCCGCCCACUUCCUACAAGAGAAACUACUGGGCCUGACCAGUCUCCCAAGCCUGGAGAAACUGGAAGAGCUGAAGGAGAAACGAAGGCAGAGGGAUUUGGGCGUCCCGCCCACGGGACAGGGUCCCAGCAGGGUGACGGUGGGUGAAGAGACUGGCUGGCUGGCCUCACCGUUGGCCCCCGCCCAGCGGCCGGGCUUGCAGCCCCAGGACCCCCUGCUGGAGCAGAUCGACAACAUCCGGAACUUCCUGGCCCAGGCGCGGGCGGCAGGCAGGCAGAGCGAGGCCCUGGCGCUGGAGGAGAACCUAGACCAGCUCACCCGCGAGCUGGAGGCCCAGCGCCGGAGAGAGGGGGCCGGUGCCCCCGGCUGGAUGGGCAGCGGGCAAGCCGAGGGCCACGGCCGCAAGGACCCCCUCCCCGGCAGCCGGAUCCUGGCGGAGCGUCGGUUCGGCGACCGGGUCCAAGAGGAGUGUCGCUCUGGCAACCCCUUUGAGGAAGACCAUUGCUCCGGCAACCAAUUCCAGGAGGAGCAUCGCUCUAGCAACCAAGUUCAGGAGUGUCGCUCUGGCAACCCCUUUGAGGAGGACUCUUGCCCCGGCAACCAGUUACAUGCGGAGCGUCACCCUGGCAACCUCAUGGUGGCCACAAACCCCUUUGAGGAGGAGGGUCACCCCGGUAACCCCCUUGAGGAGGAGGGCUGUCCCGGCAACCAUGUCAGCCAGGACAGUUGUCUGGCCAACCCCUUUGAGCAGGGCUCUGGCCCUCGUAACCACGUCCAGAAGCAGCGAGGCAAACCAGAGGCCUCCAACCCUUUCGAGGAAGAGGAGGAGGAGGAGAUCGAGGAGGAGUUGCUGAGGCAGCAGAUCGACAAUAUCAAGGCCUUCGCCUUCGACGCCAAGCAGGCUGGCCGUCUGGACGAGGUGGCCAGCCUGAUGGACAACCUGUCUGAGCUGCGCAGGGCACUGGAACACCAGCAGGGACGCCGCCGGCCACGCUAACCACCUCCAUCGGCCUCUGGCGGAGGGAUCUGCCCCCAUGCCGUGGCCCCCUGAGUUCCCCAGUAGGACGGGGCUGGGGAAGGGGUCCUGUCCUGUUCUGUGCCCUCGAGACCGGGCUGGCACCAUCCCUUCUGGGAUCCUACUAUGCCCUCUCACCAGUUGUGGCCGUGGGAGGGGAUGCCAUUUGGCCGUUACACUACGACGCGGGGAGCGGUGGGGGGGGUGGAGCAGUUCGCUUCGUCGACAGCUUCCCAUCCCCUGCCUGCGGUUUCCCCAUCACACUGCACGUUCUACGCCCGCUUGUGCUGGUCCCUCGCCGGGUUUGGUGCCCGACUCCCCAACCUGCCUUCUCUGACAUUCGGACAAACAAACGUUCAACCAGGAUAUUCCUUCCCCUUCCCCCUUCUGCACCCCUUCCCCACUCCCUGCAGUGUACCUGCACUCCUGAGGGCUGACAGCCUUGUAUUACUGGUCCGUCCAUCAUACUGACUCUCUGCGUCUCUCUCUGCAUCUCUCUCUCUGCGUCUGUCUCACCCUCUCCCUGCGUCUAUCACUCUCUCUGUCUGUCUGCAUCUCUCUCACUUCUCUCUGUGGCUCUUUCCAUCUCCCUCUUGCUAUCUCUGUCUCUCACCCUCCCCUCACCUCUCAUCCUCUCCCCUCCCCUUCCUCUCCCUCUCCCUCCUCACUCGAUCCCUCUGUCGCUCUCCCCUCAUUUCUCCCCCCGUCUCUCUCUCUCUCUCUCUCUCACACACACACUCUUGCUGGAGUUCCAUUGGGAGGGAUGACCGUACACGGGUGGGAGUGGGGAACACUCUUGCAUUCAUGCUAUCUGUGUAUAACUGAACAUCGAUCAUGUUAUGACUAGAUUCUCGCAAGUAAAUGUUCAAACAGUGGACACGUGUCGUGGGCU
Mobula hypostoma (lesser devil ray) is the source of this 4975-nucleotide messenger RNA. Its product is annotated as rabenosyn-5. The transcript has 12 exons. The coding region runs from base 1957 to 4065 and encodes 702 amino acids. Gene Ontology annotation, molecular function: metal ion binding. NCBI's taxonomy places the organism in Eukaryota, Metazoa, Chordata, Chondrichthyes, Myliobatiformes, Myliobatidae. The record is from RefSeq and is a predicted model, not a curated record.